Molecule: messenger RNA, 1048 nt
Organism: Meloidogyne enterolobii
Lineage: Eukaryota; Metazoa; Nematoda; Chromadorea; Rhabditida; Meloidogynidae
Source: the annotation of a GenBank genome assembly
AAUUUCAUUUUUAUUUUUAAUUUUUCAGUUCUUAGAAAAAUGUUUUUAUUGUUUUUGUUAGAACAUUCUCCUCUUUUAUUUAUCUUCAAACUCAUCAAUGCUGACAACAACAAAUUGCUUGAUUUAUCAACUUAUAAUGAUUUACACAAUGAAGGUUGUAAUACUGAUUUUAAUUGUCCUAAUGAAAUGCGUUGUGAGAAAGAUACUCGAAUUUGUAUGUGUAUUGAAGGCUUCAUUUUCGCUAGCAAUAUUGCAAUGUGUGAAGUAUCAAAAAAAUUUGACAAAUUUUCAAUUCAAGGCCCUUCUAUAGUUUAUUUAAACCAAACAGAAGUUUAUUUUGAUAUUCAUUUCCAUCAAUAUGAGGAUCGAAUUCGAAGCAAUUGGAUAUUUGAAUGGACUAUAAAAAGUGGGAAGGAAUUUGCACAAUUUUCUGGAAUUAAAACAAGGACACUUAAAAUGAAAAUAUUAAAGGUUGGAUUUAUCAAUUUUGACAUUUCAAUAUCAAACUCUACAGUUUCUGGCUAUAAACAACACAAUUUAACAAUUUAUGAUCAUACUUUAUUGCCUAUUGCCAAAGUUGAAAACCUUAAUGUUUCAUUACCUUUAAAUUUUGUGUGUUUGAAUGCUGAAAAGUCAAUAAAUGCUAAAUAUUUUAAAUGGAUUCCUGAAGACAAUUUGCCUGCUGAAAUGCUUAGUGGAAGUUCAUUAGACGACUCAAAACUUUUUCUAUCAAACUUGGUUCCUGGUGUCUUUCAAUUUAAUUUGUCUAUAUGGAAUGAUCAUUCACCUAUUAAUGAUACAAAAAAUGUUAAAUUAUUUGUUUUUGGAGGUUUGCUUUUUUUAAUUUUUAUGUUGAUCUUGCUGAUCUUGAAUUUUCGUCUUAGAACCGAAAAUUGAUUUAAUUUAUGACCUUCCUUUAUUUGCGACAAAAAAUUGCAGACAUUUUUUAGUUUCCCUAAGCUUCUCAACCACAUUAAACCUUUAUACACAAUGGAGGCUCUAUCAGAAAUUUUUAGUUCGCAAAACCAAUAUAGUGGUGUAGUGAUAU